Molecule: messenger RNA, 2246 nt
Organism: Camelina sativa (false flax)
Lineage: Eukaryota; Viridiplantae; Streptophyta; Magnoliopsida; Brassicales; Brassicaceae
Source: RefSeq, a predicted model, not a curated record
AUAUCUCUGAACCAGAGACAAUAAACAAAAAAGGUAGUAAUAGUGAGCCAUGUUCAUGAAGCUCUUCACCAUUUUCUUCUACAGCCUACUUUCUCAAUCCCUAAAGUCCUCUUCCCAAACUCUCGACUUCACUUACAAUGGAUUCGUGUCCGAGUAUUAUUAUACUUUUAGAGAUAAUAAUAAUAUAUCCACCCAAGGAAUUGCCUCAGUCACAUCAAACGGUCUCUUGGUGCUAACCAAGUCAAAUGUCCAGGCUACUGGUCACGCCUUCUAUACGAAACCAAUCCGGUUCAAAGAUUCUCCAAACGGCACUGCUUUGUCCUUCUCCACAACCUUUGUCUUCGCUAUCAAUCCCCUGAUCUCGAUACUAAGCGGCCACGGCUUGGCCUUUGUCGUCGCUCCUAACUCCAGCCUCCUUUUCGGCAGUCCCAACCAGUACCUCGGUCUCUUCAACAACGCCAACAAUGGUAAUGGUUCUAAUCACGUAUUCGCUGUCGAAUUAGACACUAUUCGGAGUACGGAGUUCAAUGAUACGGACGACAACCAUGUCGGAAUCGAUAUCAAUAGCCUGAGGUCAGUGGAAAGUUCUCCGGCUGGGUACUGGGACGAGAAAGGUCAGUUUGUUAAUCUCACUUUGAUCAGUCGUAAGCGUAUGCAGGUUUGGGUCGAUUACGAUGGAUAUACCAACCGAAUCAAUGUGACGAUGGCUCCGUUCAGACAGGUUAAACCUAGAAAACCGCUUGUUUCUAUUGUCAGAGAUCUAACUUCGGUUCUUCUGCAAGAUAUGUACGUAGGUUUCUCCUCGUCGACUGGUAGUAUUAUGUCGGAACAUUAUGUUUUCGGGUGGAGUUUCAGGUUGAAGGGCGAAGCUCCGCCAUUGGCCUUAACGAAACUCCCGAAGUUUCCGUGGGUGGGGCCUACGAGAAUAUACAAAUUCUACAAGAACUGGAUGCCGUUGAUUUCCCUCUUGAUGAUUCCCGUGUUGAUUUCCCUCUUUCUGGGGCGCUUCAUUGUGAGGAGGAGGAGAAAGUUUGCAGAGGAGCUUGAAGAUUGGGAAAAAGAAUUUGGGAAAAACCGAAUAAGUUUCAAGGACUUGUACUAUGCCACCAAAGGGUUCAAGGAGAAGGACCUUCUUGGAUCGGGCGGGUUUGGUAAGGUUUACAAAGGUUUCAUGCAGACAACAAAAAGAGCGAUCGCUGUAAAAAGAGUCUCGAACGAAUCCCAACAAGGGUUGAAGGAGUUUGUUGCUGAGAUUGUGAGUAUUGGUCGUAUGAGUCACCGAAACUUAGUCCCUCUCUUGGGUUAUUGCCGCCGAAGAGACGAGCUUCUUCUGGUGUACGAUUACAUGUCCAAUGGAAGCUUAGACAUGUACUUGUACAAUAGUCCGGAGGUAACAAUUGACUGGAAACAGAGGGUUAAAGCCAUUAAAGGUGUGGCAUCUGCCUUAUUCUUCCUCCACGAGGAGUGGGAACAAGUGGUGAUUCACCGUGACGUCAAAGCCAGCAAUGUCUUGUUAGACUCUGAGCACAAUGGGAGACUGGGGGAUUUUGGUUUAGCUCGGCUGUGCGGUCACGGGUCAGAUCCUCAAACCACCCAUGUCGCUGGAACAUGGGGAUACCUAGCCCCUGAUUACAUCAGGGCAGGGCGGGCCACAACAGCUACUGAUGUUUUUGCCUUCGGGGUGCUCCUACUAGAAGUAGCAUGCGGUAGACGUCCUAUCGACCAGAAUAAGAAUGAUGAGAGGGUCUUGCUUGUGGAUUGGGUUUUUGGGUUUUGGACAGAGGAAAACAUCUUGGAUGCUAAGGAUCCAAAACUAGGGUCCGAGUAUGACCAAAGAGAGGUCGAAAUGGUUUUGAAGCUAGGUUUGUUAUGCGCUCACUCCAAUCCACAAGUUAGACCAACAAUGAGACAAGUGUUACAUUAUCUAAAAGGAGAUGCAAUGUUACCAGAAUUUUCGCCGUCUGACUUUUGUGGGGGUGGGAUGACGUUGGGAAUCAACCACGGACUUGGUGAGUUAGCUACGUUUAUCGGUGGAACUUCCAUUGCUGAUUCUAUACUCUCCGGUGGGAGGUGAUAUUUGAAUAUCAUAACAUUUGUAUGUCAUUACAUUUACACAAUAUAUAUAACUAGAAGAGGGCUAGUUUUAAGAAUAUCAGUCAUUACUUAUAAAAUAAUCACUUUUGUGUUAAGGAACAUCCUACUGUGCGCCUGAAACAGAUGUAUACAUGCACUUAUGUUCACAAGUA